This is a messenger RNA of Laetiporus sulphureus 93-53, 1487 nucleotides long. Its product is annotated as pyridoxal phosphate-dependent enzyme beta subunit. NCBI's taxonomy places the organism in Eukaryota, Fungi, Basidiomycota, Agaricomycetes, Polyporales, Laetiporaceae. Gene Ontology annotation, molecular function: cysteine synthase activity; cystathionine beta-synthase activity. The coding region runs from base 69 to 1229 and encodes 386 amino acids. The transcript has 9 exons. Gene Ontology annotation, cellular component: cytoplasm. The record is from RefSeq and is a predicted model, not a curated record.
CGACUACGUUCCUCACUUGAGUUCCUUCAACGCCCACGAUCUGCACACACUCUUCGCGUCAUCGAGCGAUGCCUUUCUCGCAACACGUCCUCGACAGUGCCCUCGAAGCGGUUGGAAACACCCCGCUCAUCCGGCUGGACAGGAUCGCCCAGCAAGAGGGACUACAGUGCAAUUUGCUUGGCAAGCUGGAAUACACUUCCGUAGGCGGGUCCGUCAAGGACCGCAUAGCGAAGCGGAUGGUAGAAGAGGCGGAGAAGGAGGGCAAGCUGAUCCCUGGCAAGAGCGUGGUCAUAGAGCCCACAUCUGGCAACACUGGCAUCGGUCUGGCGAUAGCAUGCGCCGUUAAGGGAUAUUCCGUGAUCAUCACGAUGCCUAACAAGAUGUCUCUUGAGAAGGAAGCCGCGCUGCGCGCCCUCGAUGCAGAAGUCGUUCGGACGCCCGACGAGGCUGCCUCGGAUUCGCCCGAAUCUCACAUAGGAGUGGCGCACAAGCUCCAGCGCGAGAUUCCUGGUGGAAUUAUCCUCGAUCAGUAUAGUAACGUUAACAAUCCUCUAGCGCAUGAGUACACGACCGGGCCUGAGAUCAUCGAGGCAAUCACGGCGACGCCGUCUACGCCAGAGAAGCCUUCUUCCGGCAAGGUCGACGUACUCGUCGCCGGCGCAGGUACAGGGGGCACCGUCACCGGGCUAUCGCGCGCCAUGAAAAAGGCGCAUAACGAACACUGCAUAAUCAUCGGUGUCGAUCCCAGAGGCAGCGUCCUCGCGAUGCCCGAGUCAUUGAACACCGCCGACAUGGGCGAGCAGUAUGUCGUGGAGGGUAUCGGGUAUGACUUCGUGCCGGACGUGCUCGCGCGCGAGGAGAUCGACCAUUGGGUGAAGACAUCUGACGACGAGGCAUUCGCGGCUGUGCGCAAGCUCAUGCGUGUCGAAGGCCUUCUUGUCGGAGGGAGCAGCGGGAGUGCCCUGAGUGGUGUGCUGCGGUGGCUGAAGGAGACACAGGAGGGGAGGAGGGCCGCGCAGACGAGGGGCGCGAACGUCGUGGUGCUGUUGCCUGAUGGGAUCAGGAAUUAUAUGAGCAAGCCGUGGUUCCUCAAGAUGGCGCUCGAAUCAGAGCCGUCGCCGCUUGCGCAUCGCAUCGCCGACAUCCUCAAACCCGGGCAGCAAGCAAUCAAGACGCGGAACGGCGCGGUGGACGACAUUGCCUCCCUUGCGAAGGCGGGUGCCACUUAGAACAGAACGGAGGCUAUUGACGAGUCUUCAUAUUGAGGGAUUGACUGGUGGACGCUGUUGUGCAUCGUGUGGCUCAAUGGGAGUACUUUAGAUUGUUCCGUAGAGAUCGUGUCUCUAGUUACGUCGUUUAACCAGCAUGAACUUGGCUGAAGUAAUAUUGAUCGCAGAACGUUCGCCAGCUCUCCACAGUGAAGAGAGACUACCCUCGGUACCUUCAUCACCUCGCUUACGAUCGUACCUUAGCCAUUUCAAUCUCGC